Papaver somniferum (opium poppy) is the source of this 735-nucleotide messenger RNA. RefSeq names its product pollen-specific protein C13-like. Lineage: Eukaryota; Viridiplantae; Streptophyta; Magnoliopsida; Ranunculales; Papaveraceae. Bases 1 to 489 code for a protein of 162 amino acids. The record is from RefSeq and is a predicted model, not a curated record. The transcript is spliced from 2 exons.
AUGGCAUCUUCAAGAGUUCUGAUUUUGUUGGCACUUUGUGUCCUUCCUGCUCUACUUGUUGAGGCUGUUCCACUCAAGGAACCUUACCAAGUCACCGGUCGUGUCUACUGUGAUACAUGCCAUCUCGGUUGCGAACACAAGCUUGUCACUUACAUCGCAGGUGCUAAAGUGAAGAUUGAAUGCAAAGAUGAUAAAAACUACGUCAUCAAGUACAGUCGAGAGGGAGUUACAGACAAAGACGGGAAAUUUACCAUUGAAGUAAGAGAAGACCACCAAGAGGAUUUCUGUUUUGCAGUUCUCGUGAGCAGCCCUCAGACUGACUGUAAGAAAAUCGUCCCAGGACUUGACAGAGUGACCGCCAUCGUUACCAACAACAACGGGUUACAAGAAACAUCACCUAAACGUAACGUUAACAGUUUAGGGUUCAAAAAGGAUGGUAAAGUCGCUGGUUGUGCCGGUCUUGUUCAGCUCUACAACUCGGAUGUCUAGAGCUUGCAUCACCUAGGUAUACCCAUUUUUAUUAGUACACUAUUUAAUUGGUAGUUCUCCGGACGAAGAAACUCUUCUGGAUGAACAUCCUUGAAUGAAUUUGGCUUUGUUAGUUGGUAAGUAGUACAACGAAAGAUCGUGUUCUUGUUUAUGUUUUUGUCAAUGUCUACUAUAGAUUAUGUAAUGGGAAUAACAAGAUCAUCAAGAGGCUCACAUUAUGUGUGACAAAAUCCUACAGCGCCGCAG